AUGGCCAUUGGGGGCACGGCAAACUCGGACCUCUUCAAUGCCCAGACCAGCGCUGCCCUGCUGGAUUUGCUUGUGGAAAACGGUGUCUACAACGGGAAGCAAGUGCCGGCCAUAGUCAGGUGCAUCCACCAGUGGCUCACGUCCAAUGUGUCUGCUGAGCACAGGCUGGACAAGACUCUUGUCCUGCUGACCGAGGCACACCCUGUGGAUGUUGCAGUGACCCUGCUGCGCUCUGCCCCAGCCUGUGACAGAGCUGCUCGCACCAUGUGGAGGACGCUCAUCUCCUCCAGAGGGACUAAGGAGCCGGUGCUGCAGAUCCUCUUCCGUGCGCUGAAAUUCUGGCCAGCGCACAGGACACGCACCUCUGAUGGGGAUGAGAGCGAUGUCUUUGCCCUGGCUGCAACUGUGGCACUCUGGGAGAUCCUCCAGCUGCCCUGGUGCCCAAGGGGCGUGAAGAAAAAUUUCCCCCGCCUCCUUCUGACUCUGCUCUUCCAAGUUUUCAUCAGCACAGAGGAGAUGUCAGAGGAGGUCGAGACCUUCUGGGGGCGAUGCCGGGAGCAGCGCAGCCUUCCCCCCAACCCCAACAGGUUUGCAGUGCAGACCGUGAAAGCCCUGCUGCGCCAGCUGCUGGAUGAGGACGUGGUGAUGGUGAUCCAUCGCAAGUGUGGCUGGGACAUGCUCCUCAAGGCUGACAGCCACCACUAUGCAGUGGGUCUGCUGGCCAGGGAGCUGUGCCGUGUCUCCCACUCCUUCUGCCGCAGCGUCGCCGCCAACCUGCUCCCGCGGCUCAGCAGGGAAGAGCCCCUGUGGGAACUGCCUGCCCUGGCGUUCCUGGUGGAGGUCCUGCACUGCCUGAACCCCAGACAAUGUGGGCUCAGCGUCCUGCAGAUUAUUUCAAGGCGCCUGCGGAGUGAGUGCCCCGAGAGGCGUCGCCUGGCGCUCCGAGGCCUGGUGGUGAUCAGCAAGGCUCCCGCAAUGGCUAAGAGCAUCUGGAGCCUGAAUGAAAGCCUCCUGGAGCUACUGCAGGAUGCAGACAGAGAUGUGGUUCAGAUGACCCUCUCUGCGUUCAUCAAUGUGCUACACUUGAAGACCAUCCAAAUAUCCAGCCCCACUGCCCUGAAGUUGCUUGAGGCGCUGCGGCUACUCUUUGAAAAUGUAAGGCUCUGUGUCCCUCAUCGUAGGCACUGA
Neopelma chrysocephalum (saffron-crested tyrant-manakin) is the source of this 1188-nucleotide messenger RNA. Its product is annotated as maestro heat-like repeat-containing protein family member 6. The transcript is spliced from 8 exons. Lineage: Eukaryota; Metazoa; Chordata; Aves; Passeriformes; Pipridae. The coding region runs from base 1 to 1188 and encodes 395 amino acids. Gene Ontology annotation, cellular component: cytoplasm. The record is from RefSeq and is a predicted model, not a curated record.